Messenger RNA from Podospora pseudopauciseta, 1317 nucleotides. RefSeq lists its product as uncharacterized. NCBI's taxonomy places the organism in Eukaryota, Fungi, Ascomycota, Sordariomycetes, Sordariales, Podosporaceae. Bases 1 to 1317 code for a protein of 438 amino acids. Gene Ontology annotation, molecular function: hydrolase activity. The transcript has 3 exons. The record is from RefSeq and is a predicted model, not a curated record.
AUGGCGGCUUGCAUAGCAAAUGCCUCGGCCGUGGUACCUGGAUAUGGAUUCUGGUUCCCGGAAUCGAUCAAAUCGGUUGGCCCUUUUGGGUGGCAUGAGGGGGGGAGCUCUUGGCUUUGCUGCAUGGGCAAGCAACGGCUUAGACUCGGGAUCGGAAUUCAUGACGCAGCUGUUGAAAGGGAAAUGCGGGGCUUCAUGCAACCGAUUGCAGGUAUGAUUGUUGCAGUAGGGUUAAUCAAGCCCCCUAAAACCGCCAAAAAAAAAAUGGUCGACAAACUCGUCCCCAACGACCCCCGCGUCAAACACCACACCACCACCCUCCCCUCAGGACACACCUACCACUACCUCGAAGCCCUCCCCUCCAGCGGCACCCCCGCCGCGACGGUAGUCCUCAUCCAUGGCUUCCCCGACCUCUCCUUCGGCUGGCGCCACCAAAUCCCCUUCCUCACCUCCCUCUCCCUCCGCGUCAUCGUCCCCGACAUGCUAGGCUACGGCCUCUCCUCCGCCCCUUCCCCCAUCCCGCCCUAUUCCUACAAAUCCCUCUCCACCGACCUCGCCUCCCUCAUUCAGCUCGUCUCCCCCUCCCACCCCAUCAUCCUCGGCGGCCACGACUGGGGCGGCGCCAUCGUCUGGCGCCUCGCCCUCCGGCACCCCGCCCUCAUCCUGGGCGUCUUCAGCAUCUGCACCCCUUACAACGCCCCCAACAGCCAGGGUUACAUCCCCAAAAAGGUCCUCAUCGACCAGUUCCUCCCCAACUUUGCCUACCAGCUCCAAUUCGAAGAUCCCACCCUCGAAAACAAAAUCCAGGCCGCCGGGAGGGACGGCAUCAGAAAGUUUCUAAACAUCCUCUACGGCAGCAAAGACAGCAAAACUGGCAAGGGCCAUUUCGUCGCCAACGUGGGGAUUGACCUCUCCCUUUUUGACGAAGGAGUCAAAGUGGAAAAGUCAGAGUUGUUGUCCGAGGAGGAGCUGGAGUUUUACGUUGACCAGUAUGAGCGUAACGGGGUCCACGCCCCGAUGAAUUACUACCGGACGUGGGACGUGAAUUACGAGGAGGAGAAGGCUGAUUUGGUGAAGGAGGGGAAGAGCAAGGUUGAGGUGCCGGGCAUGAUUCUUACCGCGACGAGGGACACUGCCUUGCCGCCGAAGAUGGCGGAUAAUAUGGAGCAGUUUUUCCCCAGGGGGUUGAUCAAGAGAGAGGUGGAGGCCAAUCAUUGGGCUACGUGGGAGAAUCCGGAAGAGGUUAACAAGGCUAUUGGGGAGUUUGUGGGGGAGUUGCUCAAGGGGAGGGCGAUGGGGUUCAAGGCUUCGAUUUGA